GGGAAUUAAAGUUGUAAAUAUUUUUAAUGGAUCCUGCAAGAAAUGGAUACGGAGCGAUAGUCCAAGAUGACCCAGAGGAAAGGAAAUUAGCUCAAGAAGAUUCUACAAGGAUUGAAAUAGUGACUCAGGAAACCCCUAUUCGUGCAUAUUGUAAAUACUGAUUAAAAACAUACAUGACAAGAGUUAAGACUGAAUGUAACUGUAGUGAAGUUCCUCUGUGUUUAUACAUGUUAUUGUUCUGCCCUUUCUGCUACUGCUGUCUUCCAAGCCAAUGAAGCCAAACUAGGCGAUCUUACCACGUCUGCUCUAACUGUGACCAAAGGUUAUUCAGAGUCAUAAACGGUAUCACCUCAAUAUUCCAGUUUUUAUGGCAAGCAAUUUCAAAUGCUCAAGAAGAGAUCAAAGAAAUAGAGGAGGAGAGAAGACGUGAGGAAGAUCAACUAGGAAAUGCACCUGGUGGAGCGCCUGGUGGAGCGCCUGGUGGAGCGCCUGGUGGAGCGCCUGGUGGAGCACCUGUUGGAGCACCUGUUGGAGCAUCAGAAAUAGCUCCAGGAGGUGGUGCUGCUGAAACUCAGCUACAACUCUCAUCUCACCCUCAGGAAGAAAGGGUAGUUGAGAUACCAGACUAA
Moneuplotes crassus is the source of this 629-nucleotide messenger RNA. Lineage: Eukaryota; Ciliophora; Spirotrichea; Euplotida; Euplotidae. The record is from the annotation of a GenBank genome assembly.